Molecule: messenger RNA, 1218 nt
Organism: Hyposmocoma kahamanoa
Lineage: Eukaryota; Metazoa; Arthropoda; Insecta; Lepidoptera; Cosmopterigidae
Product: caspase-1-like
Exons: 1
Coding region: 214-1107 (297 amino acids)
Biological process (GO): apoptotic process; proteolysis
Cellular component (GO): cytoplasm
Source: RefSeq, a predicted model, not a curated record
CACAAAUUAGAUUCGUUAUUGUGGGAAGGAUAUAAUAAUUCCAGGCACAAUUUGUCACUUACCGUGUGUCUUUCAACCCGGACUGGCAGAAUUAUUGUCUUCAGUGGGACAGAAGUCAAAUCCUACAACAAUAAAUAGUCAUCUCACCUCCGUAUCUUACUAGCUUUUUGCCUUUAGUGAUUGGAUUUGAAUUUUCGUUGGUGAUCAGUGAAAAUGUCUAAAGAAGAAUUACAAAACAUUGCCAGCGUUGAGAUGGGUGAGAAAGAACAAAGACCAAGUGGUAGUGGUGAUGAUGGCGACGCAUUGGGUAGCCAGGGGUUCUCGGUGCAUCGCUACGCCAAAAUGCCCGUAGAGAGAAACGCUCCGUACUACAACAUGAAUCAUAAAGAACGCGGUAUGGCAAUUAUCUUUAAUCACGAGCAUUUCGACAUUCAUAACUUGAAGUCUUUGACGGGUAAUAAUGCAGACAGCGACAGGCUCGCAAAGAUUCUCAAAAGCCUCGGGUUCCGCGUGACAAUGCUCAAUAACCUAAACGCCCUAGAUGUGAUCAAGUAUAUUCAAGAGACUGCUGAGAUGGACCACUCUGAUAGUGACUGCUUGCUAGUUGCGGUGCUGACUCACGGUGAGAUGGGCUUGCUUUAUGCUAAAGAUACCCACUACAAACCUGAUACUUUGUGGUAUUAUUUCACUGCUGAUAAGUGCCCUUCCCUAGCUGGCAAACCAAAGAUGUUUUUCAUUCAAGCCAGUCAGGGAGAUAAAUUGGAUGGUGGCAUAACCCUGACUAAUCGUACUGAAACUGAUGGGUAUCCAAAUUCUACAUACAAGAUCCCCAUACAUGCUGAUUUUCUUAUUGUCUUCUCCACCGUGCCUGGGUUUUACUCAUGGGGAAAUACUACCCAAAAACUUACAUUUAUACAAGCACUCUGUGAGGAACUCCGAGACUAUGGCACUGAGCGAGAUAUUCUUACAUUAUUAACAUUUGUAUGUCAAAAAGUAGCUGUAGAAUUUGAAUCUGACAAUCCCGACACUUUAACUACGCACCAACAGAAACAAGUGCCUUGUAUCAGCAGCAUGCUCACCCGUCUGCUUGUGUUUGGAAAGAAAUAGUUUUCUAGCUAUUUAUCAGGGUAUCUUAGAUAACCAUAAAACCUUUUAGUAUGGCUUGUAAUUGAAAAGAUACUUGGAUAGGAGCAUAGAUAUAAAAAAAGGGGAGAUUUG